Molecule: messenger RNA, 3739 nt
Organism: Bombina bombina (fire-bellied toad)
Lineage: Eukaryota; Metazoa; Chordata; Amphibia; Anura; Bombinatoridae
Product: inter-alpha-trypsin inhibitor heavy chain H3
Exons: 25
Coding region: 97-2823 (908 amino acids)
Biological process (GO): hyaluronan metabolic process
Molecular function (GO): serine-type endopeptidase inhibitor activity
Source: RefSeq, a predicted model, not a curated record
CAGCUGUGACCCUGGGACUGCAGCUGGACUCUUUAUAAGAGCUCCUGUAAAUACUUCUGGGCAGCAGAGAACGGACAUUGACUUACAGAGCACUGGAUGAAGCUGAGAAUGACGACUCAUGCUUGCGUUACUCUCCAACUGGUUCUUCUUGCAAUCAUCGCAACGCCAUCGGUUCUUACGGUAAAUGGGGACCUUGUCAAGAUUCACAGCCUUCAUGUUGACUCGCUGAUCACCUCCCGCUUUGCCCGAAACGUCAUCACAAGCAGCGUCUCAAACCUGGCAAAUGAGUCUAAAGAAAUCUUCUUUGAGGUUGAACUUCCUAAAUCUGCAUUUAUUAGCAACUUCAGCAUGACCAUAGAUGGGAAGACAUACGUUGGAGUGGUGAAAGAAAAGAAUGUAGCAGAGAAAGUGUACAAAAAAGCAGUGUCCCGUGGACAAAGUGCUGGAAUUGUGAGGGCCUCAGGAAGACUUUUGGAGAGAUUCAAGGUGUCAGUUACUGUGGCCGCCCAAAACAAGGUCAAUUUCCAGCUGAUUUAUGAAGAGUUGCUGAUAAGAAAGUUUGGUCAAUACCAGCUUCUCCUGAAGAUUCAACCAAAGCAGCUGGUGGAGGACUUCCAGAUUGAAGUCACCAUUAAUGAGACUCGGAACAUAAGUCUCCUGGAUGCUGAGGGGACGUUUCUCAGCAAUGAACUGAUUCAAAAGGUUGAAAAGUCCUAUUCUGGCAAUACAGGACGUGUUUUAUUUAAACCAUCUUUGGAAGCGCAGCGUUCCUGUGCCGGGUGCCAGACCACCGUGUUGGAUGGUGAAUUUGUUGUGAAAUACGAUGUUGAUAGGUCACAAAAUGUGGGCGACAUCCAGGUCAUCAAUGGCUACUUUGUACAUUUCUUUGCACCUGAAAAUUUGCCUCAAAUCUCCAAAAGAGUCGUUUUUGUUAUUGAUGUGAGCUCAUCCAUGCACGGUCAGAAGAUCAUACAGACCAGGGAAGCUCUGCUGAAGAUAGCUGAUGACCUUCAUCCAGAAGACUAUUUCAACCUAGUGAUAUUUAGCUCUGAUGCUACCGCUUGGAAGAACACUCUGAUCAAGGCUGACGCCACCAAUGUAGCAGAAGCCAAACAGUACAUCAGGAACCUUUAUCCUACAGGGUGGACCAAUCUGAAUGCGGCUUUACUACAUGCGGUUGGACUUCUGAUGCAGCCAAAUGUCAACCAAGGGACCCUGAGUGACGGAGCCCCAAUGAUAAUAUUGCUUACUGAUGGCGCACCAACUAAAGGAGUAACACAACCAGAAGUGAUCAAGGCUAAUGUAAAGCAAGCUAUCAAUGGGCGCCUGUCCCUUUACUGCCUGGGCUUUGGAUAUGACCUGAAUUACAAUCUCCUGCAAACUCUCGCCUUGGAGAAUGGAGGGGUCGCACGCAGGAUCUACGAGGAUUCAGAUGCUGAACUUCAACUACAGGGCUUCUAUAACGAGGUGGCACAGCCUUUACUGAAAGGGGUACAAGUGCAAUACCCAGAAAAUGCAGUUUCCAAUCUCACCAGGAACUCCUUCGAGCACUAUUUUGGGGGUUCAGAAAUUGUGGUGGCUGGAAAGAUCUCCAGCAAUGAUCUGACUUCCCUCACCUCGGAAAUAAGUGCCAAAGGGACACAAGAUCAUCUUACUUUUAAUACGAGUGGUCUUGUCACAGAGCAGCAGGGGUACAUUUUUGGAGAAUAUAUUGAACGUCUCUGGGCUUAUCUGACAAUCCAACAGAUAAUGGAAAAACAGGUUUUGGCUACAGGUGAACACAAGGAGCUCCUUAAAAACCAAACCUUGGCUCUCUCCUUGAAAUACAAUUUCGUUACCCCGCUCACAUCCAUGGUGGUCACCAAACCAGAAGAAAAUAAAGCUGCAGCUGAGGUGGCUGAGAAGUCAUCUGUUGAUAAAGAUAAGGAUGACAGCAGCUCACAAGUAUCCGCUCAGCAGAGCACACCAACACAGAGCUUUGUUCAACAAAGGGUGCCACCUCGGAGCUUUGUUCAACAAAGGGUGCCACCCCGGAGCUUUGUUCAACAGAGGGUGCCACCCCGGAGCUUUGUUGAUGGAGACCCUCACUUCAUUGUCAGACCCCCUGGGAGCAAUGAGACGAUUUGCUUCAAUGUGCAGAUGAAUUCUGGAAUUGUUCUAAAUCUUGUGGAGGAUCCGAUUACAGGAAUCACAAUCAAUGGAGAGCUCAUUGGAAAAUACAAAGAUGGCAGCACGGACUCUGCAGGCCGCACAUAUAUUGGUAGACUGGGGCUACGGAGCCACAAGACAGGGGUAAAUAUGGAAAUUACCCCUAAAAGUAUUAUCAUUAGUAGCAAAGAACACAAAAGUGUCUUCACGUGGACAAAGACCAGGACUGAAACACAUGAGGGGCUAAUGCUGAGCAUCCUGGAAGGGGGACGUUUGACAGUAACCAUCAAUGAAAUGGCCACUUUUAUCAUUGUCCUUCAUCAUCCCCUGAAGAAAAACUCUAAGCUGACAGAUUACUUAGGACUGUACACGGAGGACAAACAUCUCCUAUCCAAAAGCACCAGAGGGAUUCUGGGUCAGUUUUACCAGGCUCUGCCCAUGGAGAUCUCUGAAUUAGGGAACAAUAAGACGCAAGCUAUGUUAUCUGUCAGAGGGAUCCAGCUGAAGGCCGUUGGACAAUGGCGAAAAGACUUUCACUGGAGCUCCCUGCACUGGUUGGACACUUUCUGUUGGUUUGUGCCGGAUAAAAGAAUAUGGUUGAUGGAUGGGCAGGAGGAGGACUAUGUUGUAUCAGGAUUGUACAAAUCUCCAACACACACCAGAGUCCGCAAGUAACGAAGAAUCUUAAAAAGAAGAAACAAAGGAACUGAUCUGCUGAUUCAGGGAUUUUUCCACUGACAUUUAAAGCAAGCAGAAUAUCAGAGCAUAGCAGUAGUUACUGUGUGUGACUGCUACAAUAUAUUAAGGGGUUACACAGAACUGUAUUGAUGACUCCCACAAAGAAUAAGGAGGGGAUGAAGAGAGAAAUGUUUUGUGGCAGAAGUUACUUUGUGUGCUGAAAUAAAUGCUAUUAGUUUAUCUAAGCAAUUCACUAGCUGGCUGGUGCAAUUAAGAGAUGGAUCACCCUUUUAAAGGGACAUGAAACACAACAUUUCCUUUCAUGAUUUAGACAGAGGAUACAGUUUUUUAAUAAAAGUUUCAAAUGUAUUUCUAUUAUUAAAUUUGUUUCAAUCUCAUGUUAUUCUUUGUUGAAAAGAUAUCCAGAUAGGUAGUGGGCACAUCUGGAGCACUGCAUAGCAGGAAAUAGUGCUGCCCAUUUAGUGCUCUUGCUAAUGUAUUACAUUCUUGCAAAAGUGCUGCAGACUCAUGCACACUCAUUAGCUUUUCAACAAAGGAUACCAAGAAAGUUGUUUAAAAUUGCAUGCUGUAUUUGAAUGAUGAAUAAAAAAUUGGCGUUUUAUAUCCCUUUAAAGGGGGCACAAACAAUGCCCUUCUAUAAUGGAUGAUUAACACUGACAGCGUGGUACAGUGUACUGCAGUCUAACACAAAUUCAUAUCUAAAAAUGUCAAAGCCUUCAAAAUAGGACGAUUAAAUGAUUUGUGUUUUUCAAAUAUUUAGAUUUAAUUGUAGGGGAAUCUGCUGACCGUAAAUGCUAUUUUUUUUUUUUUUUAAAGAAGUUUGAUUUAUCUACCUGUGAAUGUUUUACAUUUCAAUAUUACGCAUGUAAUAAAUUAUAGGAUUAAAUAAUAA